Crotalus tigris (Tiger rattlesnake) is the source of this 2878-nucleotide messenger RNA. It is a transcript of the gene PTX4, whose product is annotated as pentraxin 4. The coding region runs from base 360 to 1919 and encodes 519 amino acids. NCBI's taxonomy places the organism in Eukaryota, Metazoa, Chordata, Lepidosauria, Squamata, Viperidae. The record is from RefSeq and is a predicted model, not a curated record. The transcript has 3 exons.
GCGUCUGGCGCUUGAGCCACGGAGGGGAGUCUUUUCGCCGCUUUCCUCCCUGCGGACAGCUGCCUCCUGCGGCCCCGGGGUCUUUCCUGAGAUGGGGUGUCCCCCGUCCCGUCCGACCUGACUCGUUCCGCCUGUCUCCUGCCCGCCCCCAACAGCCCUCGGCGCGACGCAGCAUCGCGUGGCCUCCCGUCCUGUCCCCGCGGGCUGGGAUCGCGCUCCCUCUGCCCCUCCCUCCCCCCUCCCUCCCGCGGCGCAGCUAAAGGGGGCUCCGGGGUCCCAGCGGGCCUGGUCUAUUCCGGGCACGGCCAGGCGCUCGUGCCAGCCAGGCUCGUCUCUCUGGGAUCCGCAGCGGCUUCGGGAUGCGGGCGGCGGCGGGGAGGUUCGUGCCCGUGGCCCUGGUCCUGGCGGCCGCCUGUCUGCGGGGCGCCCUGCUGCAGACCCCGGGGGCAGCUGAGCCGCGGCGACCCCUCUUCGAGAAGCUCCGGCGCCUGGAAGCCCAGUUCCGAGGGUUCCAGGAGGUCACCCUGAUGCGCCUUCAGGAGAUGGCAGAGAACUACAACCUGUCUCACAGUCUGCACACCAAGAUGGAGCAGCUGCUGCAGAAGCAGGAGAGCCUGGAGCUGGUGGCCAACGGGUCCCGGGCCGCCAGCCAGGAGGAGCUGCAUCGCUUACAGGCUUGGGUAGAGAAGCUGGGAAGGAGUGGCAAGAAGCAAGCGCUGAGGAUCCGAGCCCUGGAAGAGGCCUGGCAGGAGACGCUGCAACAGCAGCCGAGGCGGCAGCAGGAGAGCCGCCUGUCCAACCUCACCCAGGAGUUCAAGAGCCACCGGCAGGACUUCCAGCACGUGGCUGUCCAGCAGCGGAGUCUGCAGAAGGCCCUGGAGAGCCUGCAGGAUGCCCUCCGGAGCCAGGAAAGCAAGCUGGGCAACAUCAAGCGAAGGCUGAAGAGUCUUAAGCAGAAGGAGGCGCUGUCCACUCCUUGGACUGCAGCCCGUCGCCUCGGUACAGAGAAAGCACCAGAGGCGGCUGGAGGGCAGAGCCCCACCUUGAAGAAGCUGGGUGCCAGGCAUCGCCAGCAGGGGGGCGACCUGGAGGCCCUGGCCAAGAGCCAAGUGGCACUGCAGAGGAGCUCCCUUCUGAGCCAGGAGGCUUCCCCGCUUCAGGUGGAUCUGGGUCCGGCCUCUUCACCUGAGCAGCAGAUCCUGGAACAACUGCCCCAUGGCCCAGCCAAAGCCCCUGCAGAGGAGAAGCCUCCAGGAAGGCCUCGGAAACCAGGAACAAGGUGCAACGUGGAUGCCAUGCUGGUCUUCCCCAACGCUUCCAUCGAGAACUUCGUAGCCUUCCAGCCCGGCCUACAGACCAGCUUGCUGGAACUGAGCCUCUGCAGCUGGGUGAGGACCAGCGCCCGUUACCUGGGCACCAUCCUGUCGUAUGCCACAGAGGAGAACGACAACAAGCUGGUGCUCCAUGGCAGGGACGCUGCCCCCCGAAACUCCAUCCAUUUUGUGAUUGGCGACCCCGCUUUCCGGGAACUGCCAGUGGGGGCCGUCUUGGACGGCAGGUGGCACCACAUCUGCGUCAUCUGGUCCUCCCUCCAGGGGCGCUACUGGUUCUACCUGGACCGUCGGCUGGCCUCCCUGGGCUCCAACUUCCAGAAGGGCUAUGAGAUUCCGCCCCAAGGGUCGCUGCUCCUUGGCCAGGAGCAAGACACGCUUGGUGGAGGGUUCGAAUCCUCUGAAUCAUUUGUGGGGUUCCUGGCGGGCUUUGCCAUGUGGGGCCGAGUGCUGCUGCCUGGGGAGGUCUCUAGCAUUGCCCUCGGAGAAGACUUGCCCCCUGGGACGGUGCUCACCUUGGCCAACGUCUCCAUGCUCAGCGGUUCUGUGCAGAAGGUAGACUGCCCCUGCCUUGAGCACUGCCUGUGAACUCCCCCCCCCCGGGAGCCUCGGAGGCUGCCCACCAUCCCUGCCCUCACCGCAGAAUGAGCUCAGUUGGAUUUUCUCCAGAGAAGGGACCCUGCCAAAGGGAACGGGCAGUGGUGGGAUUCAAAUAUGUGAACAACCGGUUCUCUGUGUGGAAGCUGCUUCCGGAAGUCCAUUCUGGGCCUGGGCAACAAAAAAUUAGCUACCAGUUCUGCCAAAGUGGUGCGAACUGUCUGAAUCCCACCACUGGGCCGGAGUCAACCUGAAGGCAGCAGCUGAGACCCCAAAGUUGCUCUAGGCCUCCCUUAGAAGAAGCCAUUCAAGCCCCAAAGCAGGACUGGCGCAUCUGUACAGUAUUUCCUAGGAUGGUCUUCGUCCCACCUGUUUCGGUUGGGGGAGCUUCCCCUGCUCUCCCUCACCUCAGCCCCUUUGACUCCGGACUCCAAGACUGACUGGCCACCAGUAGUUCAUACCACCCAAGUGAGGGACGGGUGGUGGGCCUGGGGCAGGAUAGCUGGCACUCUGGCUCAAGUCACCCAGCCAGUCUCCCCUGCUCAAACAGCAGCAUCAGGCGCCAGGUUACACCAACUGCACAACUGCAGAAAUAAGGAAAAAUAGGCUCACGCAUUGCCGAUUUCCAGGAUAUUUGUGCAAGGGACGGGAACUGUUCAUCACUCAUCUGUCUGGUGUUCCAAUUUCUUCCUUCUGGCCUGGAGGCGGGGGUAGGAGAUUGGACAAAAAACUUUCCUCGUCUGCAAUUUUCAUAAUUUUUUUUAUAAAAAAAAGAUGGUGGGCAUUGUUGAUAAAGUACACUAGUUUCUCCCAAGAUGAGGAUUUCUUCUUACAUUUCUGGCACCAAUUGUGAUUCCCUGCGUUGCUUAGCUUGUGUACUAGAGAGAACCAAUUAAUUUCAUGGUUGAAAACUAGGGUUUUGACUUGGAGCAAUAAAUAUUUAUUCAAGA